Molecule: messenger RNA, 900 nt
Organism: Symbiodinium natans
Lineage: Eukaryota; Dinophyceae; Suessiales; Symbiodiniaceae
Source: the annotation of a GenBank genome assembly
AUGCUUGCAGACAUGACGGGCGCAAUCUUGCUACAGGUCUGGUCCAAUCUUGCAGCAAGAGAGAUUCUGUUCCUCGGGCGUGCGGCUGCGGCUUACUGGCAAGCAUCACUACAACUUGUAGAGCAGAGGCUGCCGUUUCCUGCGCCGUUCGCUUUAUUGACGGUGGAAGAGCGAUCUAGCGUACUGCGUUUCUCGCACUUCUUGGAACAAGCUUGGCUUUUUGAAAACUUCGCAUGCAUGGAUCUGCAGUCUUUGACUGACACAAACAGGAUCCCAGCCCUAUUUGGCAAAAUGCAAGGAACUGCUGCGUGGUGCAUUGGCCCAGGAACCGAAGCACCACCACAGAUUCACCGUGUUCCCUGCAGUUGCACGCUUCGCAACGUCAGCGCCAGCUUCGCCCCUCUGGGCCACUGGUGCAUGCGCCUUGCAAACGAGGAUCCGGCGACGAACUUGGGUCCUAGUGGUUUGGUCUAUGCCUUUCCCUGUGCCUGUCGACCUUCUGUGGUCGUCUAUCGUUGCAAGGCAACGGCACGGUGCCCGCAUCGUGCAGGUGCAGUCUUCGCUCUUGCGCAAGGCUUGGGGAAUGACAAAGGCCCAGAACGGCCGCUCAUGUUUAUGACUUUUGUCCGAGACAGCACUGGGCGAGAUAUAUUUGCUUCAAGCUCAAGUCGAGUACCCGUGGGAAGUUGGACCGAAGACACCUGGAUGACGAUUGGCAUCAGAGUGGACUGGCAGCGUCGGUCGCUUGACAUAAGCUUGGAGCAGUCUGCGACGUCUACCCGGCCCAGCUUGCACCGCGUGCCAUUUGCUGACCAGAGUAGUGAUGCGGUGAAAUACUUGCUCCUCUACAACCAGACAAGUGAUUUCGUUGCGUAUUUCACCGAUGUCUUGAUUUUGUGA